Molecule: messenger RNA, 3947 nt
Organism: Bufo bufo (common toad)
Lineage: Eukaryota; Metazoa; Chordata; Amphibia; Anura; Bufonidae
Gene: BOC
Product: BOC cell adhesion associated, oncogene regulated
Exons: 19
Coding region: 190-3417 (1075 amino acids)
Biological process (GO): nervous system development; axon guidance; cell-cell adhesion
Cellular component (GO): axon; plasma membrane
Molecular function (GO): protein binding
Source: RefSeq, a predicted model, not a curated record
UAACUUCCGAGAAACUUCCCUCUAACCCAAGCAGCUCCAGAACCAAACUCCAGGAGGGCCCUUUAAAUCUGCAAAAUUCCUGCAACCUAAAUGUAUCCCGAGGAGAGACGGAUUGUUACAUUGUAAGGAAUCCGGCUGUAGCUUCCUCCGGUGUCGGCGGCUGAGGUGGAGGGACGUGGAGCGCGGUGAAUGUGCCCCGAGUCCCCGGCUGCUGUAUAUGGAAUCACAAUGAUACUCCGGAUCACUGCGGUCACCGCCAUCUGCUGCUGCCUGCUGUCCGCUGCCCGCUGCCAGGACCAGUCCAUCCAAGUCCCGCAAUUCCUGGUCCAGCCGUUGUCUACAUUCCAGAAAUACGGUGGAUCGGUCACUCUUAGUUGCGUGGUGGAACCAGCCAGUGCAGCCAUCUCCUGGAGGUUGAAUGGAGAUGAGCUGGGAAAAUUCCCUGGGAUUGUGAUCUCAGGAGGAACCUUGGUGAUUACUGGGCUGAACAAUGAUACCGCAGGAAGAUAUCAGUGCAUCGCUCGCUCCCCGGCUGGAGCCAUGGCCAGCGUUCCAGCAAUUGUCACCCUAGCUAAUCUGCAGGAUUUCAAGUUUGACACCCAGCACGUCAUCGAGGUAGAUGAAGGGAACACGGCCGUCAUCGCCUGUAACUUACCGGAGAGUCACCCCAAGGCGCAAGUGCGGUACAGCGUCAAGCAGGAAUGGCUGGAGACGUCCAGAGAUAAUUACCUCAUCAUGCCCUCUGGGAACCUACAGAUAGUGAACGCCACGCAGGAAGAUGAAGGAACUUAUAAGUGUGCGGCAUACAACCCAGUGACCCAGGAGGUGAAGACAUCGGUGUCUAGUGACCGACUUCGUGUUCGACGGUCCACGGCAGAGGCCGCCCGUAUCAUCUACCCACCAGUGGCCCAAACCAUUAUUGUCACCAAAGGCCAAAGCCUCAUUCUAGAGUGCGUGGCGAGUGGCAUGCCACCUCCUAGAGUCUCCUGGGCGAAAGAUGGGGCUGAUGUGAGUGGCUACAACAAAACACGCUUCUUACUUACCAACCUCCUGAUAGAGGCCACGAGUGAGGAGGAUUCUGGGAUGUACACCUGUACGGCCACCAAUGGAAUUGGGGAGGGUGGAUCGGCCUUCAUCUUCUAUAAUGUACAAGUUUUUGAACCUCCAGAAGUCAACAUGGAGAGCUCCCAGCAGAUCAUCGCCUGGGGCCAAAGUGCAAAGUUCACUUGCAACAUUAAGGGCAAUCCUCAGCCCUCUGUGGUGUGGUUGAAGAAUGCGGUGGCCCUUCUACCCAGCUCAAGGCACAAGAUUUCCAGGAGAAUCCUUCGGGUCAACAGUGUGGGGCCCGAGGAUGAUGGCAUCUACCAGUGCGUAGCCGAGAACGAGGUUGGGAGUGCACAAGCGUUAACUUUCCUAAUGACCACAAGGACAGAAACAUUUCCAAACUUGGCAUCAGAGAGAGAUGAUCUUCCUCCAACUGCACCUCUGAUCCCAGAUGACAAACAGCUGCUCUUAAAGGCUCAGUUGAAACCGAGACCUCCCACCCCAGGACUACCCGUUCCAUGUCUGCCUGACAAGGCUAAUGUCCUACAGCCUGAGGCUCCGAUAAUACUCAGCUCUCCUCGGACCUCAAAGACUGAUUACUAUGAACUGACUUGGAAACCGCGACACAAUGGUGGAGCCGCGAUUCUGUUUUAUACUGUCAAACAUCGCAAGCAGGUGGUAAAUGCCACAGAUGAUUGGACAGUGUCACGUGUCCCGGGAACACAACAUCGCCAAAUACUCACCAAACUAGACCCUGGCAGCUUGUACGAAGUGGAGAUGGCGGCCUAUAACUGUGGCGGGGAGGGGCAGACGGCCAUGAUGACCUUCCGGACCGGACGGCGUCCAAAACCAGAAAUCAUUGCCAGUAAAGAGGUUCAGAUCCAGAAAGAUGAUCCCGGGACGAGCACCGUAAGCACCAUCCAGUCCGACAACAACCGUCUAUCUCCUCCAGAGGCUCCGGACCGACCCACCAUCUCCAUGGCUUCAGAGACGUCCGUGUUUGUGACGUGGAUCCCAAGAGGAAACGGCGGAUUUCCCAUCCAGUCCUUCCGUGUAGAGUACAAGAAGAUGAAGCAGCCUGGAGAUUGGAUACUGGCCACCAGUGACAUUCCACCAUCUCGACUGUCUGUGGAGAUCUCAGAGCUCGAGAAAGGAACCGCCUACAAAUUCCGGGUGAGAGCCCUGAACAUCUUAGGAGAAAGUCAACCCAGCGCCCCCUCCAGACCGUACAUGGUGUCAGGAUACAGCAACCGCAACUAUGAGCGUCCGGUCACAGGGCCCUAUAUCACCUUCACGGAAGCCAUCAACGAGACCACCAUUAUGCUGAAGUGGAUGUACACCCCAGCGAGUAACAACAACACUCCCAUCCAUGGCUUCUAUAUCUACUAUCGCCCCACGGACAGCGACAACGACAGCGAUUACAAGAAAGACAUGGUGGAAGGCGACCGUUACUGGCACUUCCUUACCGAUCUUCAGCCAGAAACCUCUUACGAUAUUAAGAUGCAAUGUUAUAACAAGGGAGGGGAGAGCGAGUUCAGUAAUGUCAUGAUCUGUGAAACCAAAGCUCGAAAGUCAGGUCGCCAGCCCCUACCCGCCGCGCCAUCACCGCAGCCGCCACCCAACAGAAACGGACCUCUGGGAACAGCGACAGUGGCGCGAUCCAGUGACCUACCAUAUCUGAUAGUGGGUGUGGUUCUGGGGUCCAUUGUUCUCCUCAUAGUCGCUUUCACCCCCAUCUGCCUGUGGAGGGCGCUGUCCAAGCAGAAGCAAACAGACGUGACUUUUCCCAGUACAGGACUCCUUAACCCCUCCUCCUGCCAGUACACCAUGGUGCCGCUCCGCGGGGCCCCGGUCAUCAGCACCAUCCCUUACUCUAACGGGUCUGUGGAGAAUGGAAACUGUCCUUCAGCCAAACUGGUGUACCCCGGGGGCAAGCAAAGAGAUUACUGCACCGAGACCCUGCACAAGGAUGAGGCCAAUACCCUGCUAGAGAAUGACUGCGGACCCCCCGAGCACAUGGACCUUCACCCCGCAGAGUUAUAUGAACGGCAGAUCAGCGACGUGACCAUAAAGUGCGACUUGUGUGAUCAGGUCACCACCGAGAGAACUCAUCCUUAUGUAGAGAUCUCCCCACUGGAGGACCAGGGGUCACCCCGAAUACCAGACGCCAACCAGACGUUCCCCAUCCUGGCUGUGCCCACCGAACACUCCAUAUGCCAAGAGUGCUCGUGCUUCCUGCCCCCGGUGGAGAUGGCGGACAGUCUGGUGAAGCUGAAUUCUCUCUUGGACCCCCAGUUCCAUCUCACCCCAGUACAGACCAGCGAUCCAGAGGACAGUUCCUCCCAGCACACAUCCCAAGGACCGGCUACUUAAUGGAGCGAGGACUUAAUAACGGACUAUAUAUAUGGGAUGAUGGAGCUGAAAGACAGAAUUCUGCUGAGAAGCCAACACUACGUGUCCAGCGAUGCCGCAGAGCAGACCCUGAACCAGCAGGGAGCAGCAGAGCGAUCCUGUCCAUAGAGGCUGAGCCUAAACCUCCUGGGCCCUCAUGUCAAAUGUGCUCUAGGGCCCCAGACGUGGCCCCGCUCAGUACUAUUCUGUCUCCAGCUCGUUCACCCCCCGAUAAGAUAAAUGGAGUCUAUUUUUCUACUAUAGAUAUUUAUAUAUUUAUGCCGUGUACAUAGAUUUAUUUUCUUUAUAAGAGAAGAUUCGUAUGGUCAUAGUCCCGCGACCGCCCUCCCCCACAAUUCCACAGGACCCCCCCCCAGAUCUAAUGUAUAGCUUGUGCUAGCAUGUAAGCCCAGCGAGGCGCGAGGCACAGUGUGAGGCGCCCAUGUGAUAUGUAUCCCCCGCCUUCAUGCAAUAUCUGACAUCUGGCUGCUUUCAGUGUCAUUGUAAGAAAA